Molecule: messenger RNA, 996 nt
Organism: Cynocephalus volans (Philippine flying lemur)
Lineage: Eukaryota; Metazoa; Chordata; Mammalia; Dermoptera; Cynocephalidae
Product: L-gulonolactone oxidase-like
Molecular function (GO): FAD binding; oxidoreductase activity, acting on the CH-OH group of donors, oxygen as acceptor
Source: RefSeq, a predicted model, not a curated record
AUGGAGAAGGCCCAGCAGCCAACAGACAGGAGCCUUCUCCACUUCUCGGCCAAAGGCCCGCAGAGGUCUGGGAGCCAGAGUCAGCCAAGGCCACUGACCACUGGAGCCAUUGUAGGAGUCCACAUGUGGCCAGUCGGUCCAGCAGGGCUGAGUCCAGGCUGGGCGUGUCCACAGGUACAAGGAGUCAAGUUCCAAAACUGGGCGAGGACCUAUGGCUGCUGCCUGGAGAUGUACUGUCAGCCCACGUCCAUGGAGGGGAUCAGAGAGCUGGUGCUGGCCCUAGCCAGGCAGCAGAACAAGCGAGUGAAGGUGGUGGGUAGUGACCACUCACUGGACAUCGCCUGCACCGAUGGCUUCAUGAUGCACACAGGCAAGAUGAACUGGGUCCUCCAGGUGGACAAGGAGAAGAAGCAGGUUGCUGUGAAGGCCGGCAUCCUCCUGGCUGACCUGCACCCACAGCUGGACAAGCAUGGCCUGGCCCUGUCCAACCUGGGAGCGGUGUCAGAGGUGACGGCAGUUGGUGUUACUGGAUCCAGAACACACAACGUGGGGAUCAGGCACAGCAUCCCGGCCACCCAGUUGAUAGCACUGACCCUGCUGACGGCCAACAGGGUCAUCCUGGAGUGCUCCGAGUCCAGCAAUGCAGAGGUGUUCCAGGCCAUGCAGGUGCACCUGGGCUGCUGGGGGGUCAUCCUCACUGUCACCUUGCUGUACAUGCCCCGGUUCCACUUGCAGGAGACAUCCUUACCCUCAAUCCUGAAAGAGCACUUAGAUGCAGAACUGCCCCCAUGGCUCACCCUGGACAAGGAGGCCAUCCCCCACGUUACCGUCUCUCUCGUUUGGAGCAUCCAAGGAGAGUUCUUGGGCCUCAUCAUGUCCGAGGAGGACAGUCCUUUCGGCAUCGAUGGGCGUGUGAUAAGCCGCAAGUCAGGCUCCGAGGACAUCAUGGACGCCCCGCACACUCUCUCUCCUUCCAGGUCUCCCUGGCCAGGUUAG